Esox lucius (northern pike) is the source of this 2855-nucleotide messenger RNA. RefSeq names its product nucleolin (gene nucleolin). Gene Ontology annotation, molecular function: RNA binding. The coding region runs from base 122 to 2176 and encodes 684 amino acids. The transcript has 16 exons. The record is from RefSeq and is a predicted model, not a curated record. NCBI's taxonomy places the organism in Eukaryota, Metazoa, Chordata, Actinopteri, Esociformes, Esocidae.
CGACUCCCUACGUAUCUGUCUUUCUUUCUCAGUGUCCCACGGAGUAGGUUGGGCCACGUGCAGUAAUAUUUUUUUUUUUACCUUAUUCUAUACGUCCAUAGAAACGCAACACAGCAGAAACAUGGUGAAAUUAGCAAAGGCAGCAAAGAAACAAGCUAACCCCAAGAAAAAGGCCCCACCACCACCUAAAGAUGUGGAGGAGGAAUCCAGUGAAGAGGAGAGUGAGGAAGAGGCCCCACCAAAACCAGUAGGCAAAAAGGCUGUCACACCGGCCAAGGCCGCAGCCAAGCCUGCACCUAAAGCAGCAAAAAACGGCAAAGCAGCUAAAAAGGCAGAAAGUGAAGAGGAGGAGGACGACGACUCCGAGGAAGAAUCUGAGGAGGAAGCCCCACCGCCCAAGAAGACCCCAGCCAAAGCCACGCCGGCAAAGAAGACCCCAGCCAAAGCCCCUGCCAAGGCAGAAGAGUCGGAUGAGGAUGACGAGGAUGACGAUGAUGAAGAAUCAGAAGAGGAGGCUCCGCCUCCCAAGAAGGCAGCCGCCAAACCUACCGUGAAGGUCACAGCCGCCAAGGAUGAGUCUGAAGAUGAUGAGGAGGAGGACGACGAUGAUGAGGAUGGUAAGGCUGGGGCCCCGCUGCCUGUCUUGGGCGUUGCGCACUCUGAGGAGGAGGAGAUGGACACCACCCCUGUUCCCGCAGCAAAGGCCAAGAAAGCUGGCAUGGUGAAGGCUAAGGAUGAGUCGGAGGAGGAUGACGACGAGGAAGAUGAUGAUGAGGACGACGAGGACGACGACGACGAUGAGGAGGAAGAUGAGGCUCCAUCCACUCCUGCAAAGCGGAAGGCUGACAACAAAAAGGAGACGCCGCCGGCCAAGAAGGCCAAAUCGGAAGGCGAAGGAACAUUUUGUCUAUUUGUUGGCAACUUGAACGCAAAUAAGGAUUUCGAUGAAAUCAAAGAAGCACUGGCAGCUUUCUUCUCAAAGAAGAACCUUGAGGUUCAGGAUGUCAGACUUGGCGCUUCAAAGAAAUUUGGCUAUGUGGACUUUGCCUCGGCGGAAGACAUGCAGACAGCUAUGGACACCUGCAACGGCAAGAAGUUCAUGGGGCAGGAGUUGAAACUGGACAAGGCCCGCAGCAAAGAGAACUCCCAAGAGGAUAAGAAGGACAGGGACGCGCGGACGUUGUUUGUGAAGAACCUGCCCUUCUCCGCGACUAAAGAUGACCUCAUGGAAGUGUUUGCCGACGCUGUUGAAAUCAGAGUACCCCCCGGCCAGGACGGCUCAAACAGAGGCAUUGCAUAUGUUGAGUUCAAGACAGAGGCGGUUGCAGAGAAAAUGCUAACGGAAGCUCAGGGUGCUGACGUUCAGGGACGUUCCAUCCUUGUGGACUACACUGGCGAGAAGAGCCAAAAAGGACCACGGGCGCCUGCACAAGGAGCCGCCGAAAGCAAGACCCUCAUCGUCAACAACCUGUCAUACAGUGCCACAGAGGACUCCCUUCAGAGUGCCUUCGAAGGGGCCGUUUCCAUCAGAGUACCACAGAACAACGGCCGACCCAAAGGCUUUGCCUUUGUGGAGUUUGAGAGCACGGAGGCAGCAAAAGAAGCCCUGGAGUCUCUGAAUGGCACUGAGAUUGAGGGCCGGCAAAUCCGGCUCGAGUUCAGCCAGAACAGCGCGGGCAGAGACGGCGGUGGCAGAGGAUCUGGAGGUCCAACAAAAACCCUUUUUGUCAGAGGUCUGUCUGAGGACACCACAGACCAGUCUCUCAGGGACGCCUUCGAGGGAGCUACAGGUGCCAGGGUGGUCACAGACCGCGAGACGGGCAACUCGAAAUGCUUUGGGUUCGUGGACUUCGACAGUGAGAACGACUGCAAGGCGGCCAAAGAAGCCAUGGAGGGAGGCGAGAUCGACGGUAGCAGCGUGAACCUGGACUACGCCAAGCCCAAGGGCGACAGCGGCGGGUUCCGCGGAGGACGCGGAGGCUUCGGUGGCAGAGGGGGCGGUCGCGGCGGAGGAUUCGGCCGCGGUGGUUUCGGUGGUGGCCGGGGGGGUCGUGGCGGCGGCUUCAGGGGAGGCAGAGGAGGUGACCGUGGCGGGCGUGGCGGUGGAUUUAGAGGUGGAAGAGGUGGUGGAUUCGGAGACAAGCCUCAGGGCAAGAAGAUCAAGUUUGACGAUUAAAAUCCUGGUCCGUUUUACCUUCUUUUUGAAAAGACUCUGUUUUCGUCACAGUACCUGUAUGCUGGCAGAGCCUAUUGGACAUUCCAGAAAGCUUCAUUGGUUUGUAACUGUAAUGGUCUUUCUAGGCCCCUUCUCACGAAUCCCCUGUCACCAAAACCUCUCGACCUGAGAGCUUCCUGUGAGUUUUGAAAUGUCAUAACCGCAUUGUAAAUCCAUGACUUUUUGUUUUUCCGAAGGAGUAAAAUGGAAUGUGUCUGGCAGCCCUGUUUGCUAUGGAAAGUCCUGUUGGUUUAGGUACAUAUUGUAAAUUCAACAAUCUGUAUUACUUCAUUUUACCUUUUGUAAAAAGUGCUGUAUCCAUAAUAUCCUUUGUUUUAUUUUUGUUUUUUUUAGUUUGCUUUAGGUGCAGAAGUUUUACUGUUUAUGUGAAAGGCUUAUUGUAACGGAUGAGAGAUUAAAUUGAAACCCAUGUUUGUUGGGUGUUUAGGAUCUGGUAAUUGUGUGUCGUGUCGUGUCUUGGGUGGGGUUCAGUCAAUGUCUUAGGAAUCAGUGGACCAGAGGCCUCAAAAGAAUCACCUUUAAAAGUGUAACAUAUAUUUCUAGUGCAUUGACUAAUCUUGCCAUUUGAAGAUCUGAAUUCACAUGUGAUAAAAUGAAUAAAGCGACAUUGUGAUUUUUA